This is a messenger RNA of Glarea lozoyensis ATCC 20868, 2529 nucleotides long. RefSeq lists its product as uncharacterized. The transcript has 2 exons. The coding region runs from base 1 to 2529 and encodes 842 amino acids. The record is from RefSeq and is a predicted model, not a curated record. Lineage: Eukaryota; Fungi; Ascomycota; Leotiomycetes; Helotiales; Helotiaceae.
AUGGAACACGUUUCCUUCUGUCCGUACCGGAUUGGCAUCAACUUCAACUGGUCAUCGGUUCAGCAAACCGAGCACACAGCGCCAGUCUUCUUUACCGGCAAGCCAAGAGAUGUGAAUGUUGCCGAGGUUUGUAAGGAAGUUGAGGAGAAAAGCAAGGCAGUUGAACCUCAAAAAGAAGACGAAUCAUCGCCGGAAGCCAGCAUCGAGAUUGUCACGGAAGAUGUCCAAGACCCAGAGCCGCAGGCGGUAGACCAAGAUGAAUCAUGUGUAGAUGAGGAGCCUGCCGUCGAUGAGGCCCCCUCUCCUGGCCAGGAAGCUUCCGAAGACCUACACCACGCAAACCACAGCAUUGAGCCAGAAGUCGUGCCAGAAGCGAAAUCAGAGCCUGAAGAGACCCCAGAAGGACUGGCUGCGGAGGAAUCUGCGUGUGAUGAGAUAACGCAUCCUGCUGAAUCGAUCGAACCCUGCCCCGAGACCCUUACAAAAGAAGAGACAUCACGCGCGGAUGGAUCCCUAACGGAUGAAGAUCUAGCCCCCACAUCUGACGAAACAUUAUCAGCAGCAGUCGAAGCGCCAUUAUCUAUUGACGCCUCUCCCCCACCAAUUGAGGGCCAAGAGCAUUCGACUGAGGAUAGUAUAAUAGCCGAGGGCACAUCUACAACAGUUGCCGAAGAGCCACUACCGUUACCCGAGAAUGCUGCACACCAUGGAACUGAAGAAACUCCUGUACCGCCAGCCGAAGAGUUAUCAGUACUGGUAGCUGAAGCUUCUGCACAACCUGUGGAAGAGCCACCGCUGCACUGUGAGAACACUGUAGCAGCAGCCGUCGGAGAGGUCUCUGCGCCACCUAUCGAGGAAGCAGUACCUCAUUCUGACGAAACAAUAACGCAGGGAACUGAAGCAUCUUCUGCGGCGCCGUCAACCGAAGAGGCUAACUCCGCAAUAGAUGAAGCUGCUCCUACACCAGUCGAGGAACAGCCAUCUUCUCCCGAAUCUGCGGUGACUCAGGGGAUUGAAGUAUCUCCCGCGCCGCCAGCUGAAGAAUCUACGUUACCGGUAGAUAAAGCCUCUCCAACGCCAAUUGGGGACCAAGUAUUUACUCCUGAGGAUACUCUAGCAAUAGUAACAGAAGAAACUGCUGCGCCUAUUGCUGAGGAAAUAGUACUGCUGGUGGCAGAGCCAGUUCAGCCGCAUGAGGAGGUAGCGACGAUUGCCGUUGAAGAAGUAUCCACAUCUUUGGUUGAAGGUGCAGUAUCCGUGGCCGUAGAACAAGCAAUUCCUGUCGAGACAUCAGCAGCAUUCAUAAAUGAAGAAGCAACCCCCCAUCCAGCCGAAGAUUCGACCAGUCCAAUCGAGAUUGCCAUAGUGUCACCAACUGAAGAAGCAGUUCCACCACCUGUCGAGGAAUUAGUAAAUAAAAACGCAAAUGUUACCGUACCAGCAACUGACGCACCAUCGCCGCCGCCAGUCGAAGAGACCACUAUCCCACCAGAGGAAACCGCGGAAGCUCCGCCUCCAGCGGAAGUACAAGCAACACCACCCGAAGAUAUUGUAAGGCCGGCUGUAGAAGAAGGCUCCCAAUUACCAGUUGCCGAACCAGUGCCAACCGAAGAGUCCUUCGUACAGCCAGCAGAAGAGCCAAAACUAACAAAGCAUUUAUCCUCGCAUUCAGUACAUUUCGAGGAAGGGCUGAAACAGCCAGAUGACGCAGGUCCGAAAGUCAGUACCGAGGCAAAUACAAGAAAAAACGACAAGGAAAGGGAUAACUCCUCAAAGCAUGAAAAACAACACGGAAAGAAGACAACCGGCAAAGAUCUAUCGAAGAUCCUGGUCAAGAAGUCAAAGAAAGGCGACAUGAAAGCUUCGGAGAAGAAAGAUCCCGAAAAGCUGCACUUGCUUUCUAAAGUGGAAAAUCUGAAAAUUCAAAAGGGCAAUAGCGCAGUGAAGAGCGACAAGAUGGCGAAGAGAGAUAGCAAGGAAGUGAAGAGGGACAGCAAGGAAGUAAAGAGAGCUGAGGAGAAGAAGGCGAAGGGAAAGAGGGAAGCAAAAAUGCCUGAAAGUGGUAAAGUAGAUCAUGACCCAAAACCCCAGAAGAAUGAGAGCGUGAAGGAGAAAGUCUCGAACGAGGCAAAAGAAAAGAGGAAGGAGGAAAAGAAAAUUCUCAAAGAAACAAAAGUAAAAGAGGUCAGAGAAAGGAAGGAAAGUGAGGAUAGGCUCAAACAGGAGGAGAAAAGGAAGCAAGGAAGGAAGAAGGAAGAAAAGAAGCAAACGGAAAAUAAAGAGGUGAAUGACCCCAAGAAGAAAACGAAGAGAGUGACAAAAUCGGAAGACAUGGAGGAAAAGGGGACUGAAGAGGGUAUUGAUGUCAAAAAGAAAACAAAAAAAGUGAUGAAAUCAGAAGAGAAGGACGAAAAGGGAGAUAAACCAAAGCCAGAGACGACAGAAAUCAAGAUGAAAUCAGAGAGUCCCGAAGAAGUAAAGGGGAAAAUCAAGAGCAAAUCUCGAACCAAGGGCUUCUUUUUCCUGUAA